This is a messenger RNA of Hemibagrus wyckioides, 1747 nucleotides long. RefSeq names its product rho-related GTP-binding protein RhoB. Gene Ontology annotation, molecular function: GTP binding; GTPase activity. The coding region runs from base 148 to 738 and encodes 196 amino acids. Gene Ontology annotation, biological process: small GTPase-mediated signal transduction. The record is from RefSeq and is a predicted model, not a curated record. The transcript has a single exon. NCBI's taxonomy places the organism in Eukaryota, Metazoa, Chordata, Actinopteri, Siluriformes, Bagridae.
AGUUCUGCCCAGCAGCUGUUCAUGAAAACGCUGUGGUCAGACCAUAGGAGAGGAAGUGACUUUGUAUAUUAUAGGGUGGCGUGAUUGAAGCCGAGAGGUUGUUUCGUGAUUUUCUGGCUGAACUGAACGACUGACAGAACGAGUACAAUGGCUGCUAUCCGAAAGAAGCUGGUGGUGGUCGGGGACGGCGCGUGCGGCAAGACGUGUCUCCUGAUCGUGUUCAGCAAGGACGAGUUCCCGGAGGUGUAUGUGCCCACGGUGUUUGAGAACUACGUGGCGGACAUCGAAGUGGACAGCAAGCAGGUGGAGCUGGCGCUUUGGGACACAGCCGGUCAGGAGGAUUACGACCGGCUCCGACCCCUCUCCUAUCCGGACACGGACGUCAUACUCAUGUGCUUCUCCGUGGACAGCCCUGACUCGCUAGAGAACAUCCCUGAGAAGUGGGUUCCCGAGGUCAAACACUUCUGCCCUAACGUGCCAAUCAUACUGGUGGCCAACAAGAAGGACUUGCGCAACGACGAGAAUGUGCGCAAUGAGCUAGCGCGCAUGAAGCAGGAGCCGGUGAAGGGCGAGGACGGGCGCGCCAUGGCCGUGCGUAUCGGUGCCUACGACUAUCUGGAGUGUUCAGCUAAGACUAAAGAAGGCGUUCGGGAGGUGUUUGAGACGGCCACCCGCGCCGCGCUGCAGAAGAGGACGAGACCCGCCCCGGGCUGUGGUCAGUGCUGCAAACUGCUCUGAACUGGCUUCAACUGAACUCUUGUGAAAAUACCGAGAAAUCACGACGUGUCCUGCUCCGUCGCUACACAAACGCACGCGCAGGGCAGCAGCUGUUGCUGUAAAAUGGGCGCGUCUCCUUUUUGUGAAGUAUCGAGUUCUUCUGAAGCCCACUGAGAGGGAGAGGGGACACUGAAAUGCUCCCUUUGCAUUAUGGGAUGGAACGACUGGGGUUAAAUGGCGAACCUACUGGUCCACUACAAGUCCGCCAUUGGGGUUUACAGCUAUGAGUAGCCUUCCUAAAUAUUUAAAGGGUCAAAAUUUGACGCCUGGGGUUAUCCUGCUCCCAGCCAUGACUAGAGAGAGACAGAGGAAUGUGUUUCUUACAAGGAAACUGUUGCAACGCAGUCCUGCAAAAAAUCUUGGAAGAAACGCACGAGGAUGCAUGAAGUGGGGGAUGUGAUGUGGGUGGUCAGGGCUCAGGGCUGUGUUUCUUUGUGCUUUGCUUAAAAUUCAACGUGUUUUUAAUCACAGCUAGUGUUAUGUUUUUGGGUUUUUUUUAAACAGUGCAUUAAAUGUUGCCACAGAGAUCACAAUUUGUAUACAAUAGCCCAUUUCAUUGCUUUGUUUUAUUUGCACUGGGUUACAGUGCAGUUGAAAUGUACAUAAGUAAAUUAUUGUUUUGGCUUUUUGAAAACUUAGAGUUUUUUUUAAAUGGCAGGUCUACAAUAAUCACCAUAAUCUCACUGCACUGAAAGAAAUUGCUAUUUGCUGUUUAAAAAGAAUGAGAAAAAUAAUAACCUUGUACAAGCCCUUAUCUUUGUGUUUGAUACCAGUGAGGCACAUAGCUUAAGAGAUUUGCAAUACAUGCAUAUUUUCCACUUCUUUAUGUCUGUGGUACUUUUAAGUCUUGAUUUUAAAAUUAUUUUUUAUGUUUCAUGUUGUAAGUUGCCAAGUUUACAUAAACCCAGCAAGUAUUUGACAUGAAUGAAUGUUUUACAGAACAAUUAUUAAAUAUGUCAUGUAAAUGUAA